GGGUGUGCGAGAACUGCGGGGGUGGGAAACAAAUUUGACUCGGUUAACAAUAAAUAAUUUUAUCCUGCCCAACCCAAUGUAAAUUCGAAAUCGCAUAUAUGCCAACCAAACACUCCCUCGGCGGUACAAUCGGGAGGGAAAACCAAUUAUUUUCAUUUUAAAUUAACUUGUUUUCUUUAAUUUGUUUUUUAUUUUCAUUUUUCACUUUAUCCCGAUUUUCACUGAUACGACACCGCUUUUUCGUCGAAUUCAAUCAAUCUCCCGCUACGCUAGGUGUUUGUUGUAAUUCCUGAAUGGCGAAAGUAGCUACUCCAAGUGCUAUGCCUCCGAGUUCUCACCGAAUUCGAAACGGUGUUUCUAUUGGUAAAAGAAAAACACCUUCAGAACUUAGGGGAGAGCAAUUGAAGCGGGAAAGUGUCGUGGACCUCACUGAUGAAUGUUCUCAAUCCAGUGGAUCCACAAAUGCCAUUGAGGUGGAUAAUAGAUUUAAAAAACCAGGAUUGUUUAGGGCUCCGAGAUACAAUGACACACGGCUUGAUGAAGUAUUUGCUGCUAAAAAGCCGAGGUUUAAGAUUCCAUCGGGGAAGGAAAAUGUGAAGGAAAAUCCAUACAUGGAGCAAACUAGUAAUCUAAAGAAUGCUUCCAUUUUUUCUACUUCGGCGGUUAAGAGACAGCAAGGGGUUUCACGCUUGGAGAAAUCUGCUACCUCAGGAGAGGUUACCAAGGAUGGUGUGUUGCAGGCGGGUGAAACAAAUGAAAAAUGCAGCGAAGGAAAGUUUCUCAGUGUUGCCGAUCUUUCUUCAGCUGUUGAUAGAUCUUCUGGAGCUGUAAAUAUUGACAUGGGAAAAGCAUUGAGAGGACUAGCCUCGCUUGGACCGCGUGGUGAUAAUGGAUUAGCUACCGAUUCUUCCGAUGGACGUGGAGAUUCAGCACCAACCAUUGCAGUAAAUUCUUCCUCUGAAUGUCAGAUACCUGGCAAGAAGGCUCCUUUGGAUCUUACUUUAAAAACCAGUAUGCGAAUAGUAUCCCCUGCUUCUGCGAAUUGGAAUGAAAAUAUGAGAAGUUCCCAGGGCUUCAAAGUUUUGCAUUCAUGGAUGUAUCCCCAAUCUGUUCUUCCGCCUUCUAUCAUAUCAGUGUUGAGCUCAUCAACUGCAGAAGGAGAAUUGGAGUUCUUAAGGAAACGACAAGUGGCUUGGGAAGAAUCCUUUCAUGACCUCUAUUACAUGCUUCGGAAGAACAUAUGUGGCCUCUUUUAUGUCUGCACUUCCCAGUUUAUUGUGAUGUUCACUGGUGGCGAUGGCUCUGGUAAAUCCAAAUGCUCAUGCAAUGCUUAUAUUUCUCAGUCAACCAGAGGUUUUAGGUCAUUGUUAAGAGAGCAUGAUCUUUGUUUCUCUAUGCCUCUUUGCCGUUCAAAAGAGGAGCAAGUUACAACUGAGGAUUUGGUUGAGCUGUCAGAGAUAGAGAAGCAAAACUUGGGGCAGACCCGGCGUUCAAGGUCAUUCUCUGACGUUGAUAAUAGCCCAGAAUCAUUGCUGGUUUUCAGUGGCAGCAACAAUGUGCAUGGCUUAUUUGACCUAUUACUGAAUUACAGAACUCUCGUGACCUCACUGUCUAGUGUGGACGUUCCUGUCUUGUGUUCUCCUGUUCCGUUCCAAAGUUCUGCUUUGACUUCUCCUGAUAUUAAAUGCAUGGAGAUGAGAAGAGCUGAAGAUAUUGCGGCUAAUAAUGGGUCUAUUUGGAAAGAUAAUGAGUUUGCACAAGGAUCAUCAGAUGGUCUUUUAUGUAGCAUUGAAAUUAAGGAUACAUUUAUUCCACCUUGGAUUAUCAGCCGUAUAUGUGCAUUGAUGGGCUCUGAAGGGAGGAGCUUUGAGGCAAGUUUUCUGACUGAACCGGUCUCCAGUGGCCUGAAUGUUGCUUUGAAAUCAACUUGUGAAAAAUCUGAAUCAAAAGCUGCUGGCAGUGAAAGCUUGCGAGGCUGCAGUAAUUCCUUUGGCAUUCCAGAAGCUGCAGUUACGUCUUCCCUAUGUUCAUGUACACUAAAAAGUGUAAAGUACUGUGAUGGUUCUUAUAUAGCAUCUCUAUCCCCUGUAUAAUCUCAUGAAAACAAGUAACCUAUUUUCAUCAUAGUGAUGCCUAAUUUAUUUAAAUGCUUACCCUUCUGAUUGGUCUCCUUCGAGAAUGAAAAACAGGUAAUGUUUUUGUAUCCAAAAUUGUAAGAGCGUGUUGCCCACAAGUCAUGUAUUUGUAAUAUCUAUGCCAAAUAUGAUUUCUGUCAUUUGAGGCAUUUUGAAUACAUCAUUUCCACAUACAUCAACAAUUAACUAACGGCCAAUGUUGGACUUAUAGGCA
Molecule: messenger RNA, 2349 nt
Organism: Medicago truncatula (barrel medic)
Lineage: Eukaryota; Viridiplantae; Streptophyta; Magnoliopsida; Fabales; Fabaceae
Product: protein downstream neighbor of Son
Exons: 15
Coding region: 294-2093 (599 amino acids)
Biological process (GO): nuclear DNA replication
Cellular component (GO): nucleus
Source: RefSeq, a predicted model, not a curated record